AUGACCCUUAGCUCGGAGAUGUCCGAGGCAUCGACGCUGGCUGAAGAGACCGACAUCGAUGUGGUGGGCGAUGAAGACGACCAGGAGGACGACGAGGAGCCACGGAUCCGCCGCCGCCGCUCCUACGCCGAGGACGAGGAGGAGGACGAGGACGACGACGAGGAAGAGGACGAGGAGGAUGUGGGCGACCUCCACGCCGCCGCCCUGCUGCCGCGGUCGCCCGUGCGCGGCGAAGGCGUAGGUGGCGGCGGCGGCGGGGCGGGCGGCGGGGACGCUGCCGGUGGCUCUCGGCCCCCCUCGCGAGGUGGCCCGCAGAAGGCGACAGCGGGUGGUGGCGGGGCGGGAGGCGGCGGCGGCGGCGGCGGCGGGGCGGGCAGCGGCGGCGGCAAGAACAGCCUGGUGAAGCCGCCCUACUCCUACAUCGCUCUCAUUACCAUGGCCAUCCUGCAGAGCCCCAAGAAGAGGCUGACGCUAAGCGAGAUCUGCGAGUUCAUCAGCGGGCGCUUUCCCUACUACCGGGAGAAGUUCCCUGCGUGGCAGAAUAGUAUCCGCCACAACCUCUCCCUCAACGACUGCUUCGUCAAGAUCCCCCGGGAGCCCGGCAAUCCUGGCAAGGGUAACUACUGGACGCUUGACCCCGAAUCCGCCGACAUGUUCGACAACGGGAGCUUCCUGCGCCGCCGAAAGCGCUUCAAGCGGCAGCAGCUCCCGGCGCCCGAGCUUCUGCUGCGCGCCGUGGACCCCGCCGCCUUCCUCCCGCAGCCUCCGCCGCAGCCCCCGCAGCAGCCGCCCUGCGCCUACGGACCCUACGGCUGCGGCUACGGUCUCCAGCUCCAGGCUUACCACCCCCACUCCGCCCUCUUCGCCUUCCACCACCCCUCUCCGCCGCCUCGCCAGCCCCCUGCCGCCCCCGGCAGCGCCCCCGGUGCGGCGCUGCCCCCCGCCGCCGCCGCGCCACCGGGCCCCUUGCUGUCGGCGGCGGAGCUGGCACGGACGCCCUUCGGCUACGCUCACCCGCUGGGCCCGGCGCUGGCGGCCUCGCUGCACUCCGCCAAGCCCGGCAGCGGCGCGGCGCUGGCCCGCUCGCCCUUCUCCAUCGAGAGCAUCAUCGGGGGAAGCCCCGGCCCCGGCGCGGGCAGCAGCUGUGCCUCGCAGUCGACCGCGGCGCCGGGGCUGGCCCGCUCGCUGGGGAGCGCCGGGAGUGGCCUGCCCCCCGCCGCCGCCCUGCCCGCCACCCCCGGCUUCGCGGCACGGAUCUCUAACUGUUAAGUGUUUGGGAGUCUUUCCGAAGGUAGGAUCUGGGGUAUCUCCUUUCUGCGCCGCUCGGACGCCCGGCGGACGCUGCCCGUAGGGGCUGCCUGUCUUUGCGUGGGGAUAAUUGUGACGGGGCUCGGGGGCCGUCCGCCGCAAGAGACGGACCUCCCGUGACCUUCACUAGUGCAAAGCCAGGUGUAGAUCUAGAUACUGCACGGGCAGGCGGUCACUACAUCGGAAAGUUACUCGCUACUCCUUAAAAAAACAAACAUGGUGAUAAAUAAUGUCUCUAAACCGCUAAAGUUCAGAGAUUCUCAGGUCUAGGAGUUUGAAAACAGUAAUGUACAGGAGAAAAAAAAGGCUUGAGGGAGGACAGCAGAGCAAUACUUUUUCAUUUAGUACACUUGUCUCAUGUACUUUUAUAAAAGAAAAGAUUAACGUGUUUACACAGAAGAAAUUCAAGAUUAUCAUUUCUUAUUUUAACCUGUGUUUUGUAUUAUAAUAGACUUACGGAGUUUUUUAUUUUGUACUUUAUGCAUAUUCUUUACAAGGAAUAUUGUUAAAAUUACUGGCAAGUAUUAUUGUACCAUUUUAAUGUAAAUUUUUUACACAUUUCAAAAAUAAAAUUUAUCAUUUUCAAAAAAAAAAAAAAAAAAAAAAAAAUCGAAACCAAACCCAAAGACCAAAGGAGCCCAGCCAAACAAUUGGCUUUGGAUCCUUCCCUCCUUAGCAUUUCUCCUUUCUUUGAGACACUGAUAUUUUUUUCUUUGGGAUUAAUAGCACAAUAGUCAAGGAAUAUUCUAGCUUGAAAUUUAUUAUGCACAGAUUUGACCGCAAAGAAGAAAAUAAAAUUACGAUCUUUGCAGUCAAUGCAUUGUUAACCGUAGCAGAUAAAGAAUAACAAAAAACCCAAACAAACGAAACAAUAAAAAAAAAAACAAAACAAAAAACCCCACACAACACCAACAAUAAACCUCCAACAAAACACAAAAACACUCUACAAAAACAACAGGAACGAAAGAGGGGAUAAAUAGAAAUAGGUCUCUCUGGAGUGAGUAAAGCCCAGUUCUGUAAGGCACCGAUCAGGGGAUUGAUUAAAAAGCCGGUUUAAAACUAUUUUUAUACUUUCAGGUGUGUUUUAAAUCACAACUGCAUCAUAGUUUGGUUUCCAAGAGGCCCAAAGGAAAAUACCACUCAAUAAAGGGCAUACAUUGAACUUCAGAGAGAUUUGUUCUAGACACUUAUGUUUCUGUGAUGAUAAUAGUGGCAUGUGUUUCUACUUUUCAAUACAUAAAAUAUAAAAUGCACUUCGUAAUAUCAUCGUGUGAUGAGUUGAUUAAGUUUAUAAGCUGUCGAAGUAAGGAUAUUUAAAUGUACAAAACAAACCAUGAAAGCAGCUUUUCUCAUUCCAAACACUCGUUUUUAACAGCAUAAGGUCCAUAGAUAUCUAUUUUAAAGGGUAAAAAAAUCCGGCCUCAAAUAUUCAGACCUUUUAUAUGGAAAAGAGAAUCGCAUGUUUUAAGAGUAGGCGUGUGAAUGUUGUGGGCUAGAAAUACGCAUUUUUCAAACCAGGGAGGCGCUUUUCAACUACGAAUGUAUUUAUAACAAUUUAGGAGACUCGGGGAUCAAAUAUGUGAAUUUUCAUAAUAAAAAAAUAAUAAUGAGGGAGGGAUGCCUUUUAGUGCUCUUUGGAAUGAGGAGGGGUUUUACAUGUAGAAUUAUUUCGUCGCCUGGGUUUUAAAUAUUCUCAUAAAUGGAAAAGUGGUGCUUCUCCGUUUUUUUUUUUUUUUUUUUUUUUUUUUUUUUUUUUUUUUUUUUAACAAUGCUGUGUUAAAAUAGUGGGCUUCAAAAACCAGAAAGAGUGGACAUAAGAUCUCUGCUGGGCUCCAUUUGCACUCUGGAGCUGAAAGGCCUCUUUGGAUAUUCCUGGUUCUUAUCAGAAAAAGAAGUAAAGUCCGUUCUAAUUUCUAAAACAAAAGGGAAAAUACCCCCGAGGCACCGUGUACGUAUUCUCCGGAGAGAGUGAAUAUUUUUCACGAGAGACCGAUUAAUUCACUUUCCCCCGGUCUGGCCAGGGGAUGUGCCGGGCCGACACGGGCCGGUGCAGCGCGGAGUACCGAGCUAAGCUGAGGCCUCCCUCGAAGAAACAGAUAAAAUCAAGCAGGGAAAUGUUUUGCGGGAGAGAAGGCAGCUGUGGCCUUGCGGCGGUGCGAGGCUCCCCGAGAAGGGAUGCUGCUUGCCCUCAGUUUGGGUUCUGUCUGCUCGAGUCUUAGAGAUCUCCACGAGCAGUUACAUGAGAAGGCGAUCCACCCUGUGUUUGUUUCUCUUGGCUUCUCCACAGUUGAUCCCGGGGAGCCUGGCGACCUCCCCCACGCAGAGUCUAGCCCGGCCCACGCCGGUGGACAGUGGGGUCUGAGUGUGCGAACUGCCCGUCCCUCAGGUCUUCUCAUAGGUAUAUAGCAAGCAAACUGCUCGGCCACUUGUUCCUUCCACGUUUCUCACCGGUUGCCUCCAUCCGUGCGGACAAGAUCUUCCUUUGGGAGUUUCUAGGGAAGGUUACAGGAGCAAAUUGCAGUAGGUGAUAUAGAUUU
This is a messenger RNA of Vidua macroura (Pin-tailed whydah), 3845 nucleotides long. RefSeq names its product forkhead box D1 (gene FOXD1). The transcript has a single exon. Gene Ontology annotation, biological process: anatomical structure morphogenesis; cell differentiation; regulation of transcription by RNA polymerase II. Gene Ontology annotation, molecular function: DNA-binding transcription factor activity, RNA polymerase II-specific; RNA polymerase II cis-regulatory region sequence-specific DNA binding. Bases 1 to 1269 code for a protein of 422 amino acids. The record is from RefSeq and is a predicted model, not a curated record. Lineage: Eukaryota; Metazoa; Chordata; Aves; Passeriformes; Viduidae.